GCGUCGUGGAAAGACGAUUUGAACAAUGACCGAGGUAGUCGCGAGACCUUAUAUUCAGUUCUAACCUGAUCCAGAGGGAUUUGAACCUCUACAAAAAUGUUGGAAAUCAUGAAACCAGUUGACUCUGUCCAGACACUCAAUAUGGCUGGAAACCAAAAUAAUUCUUCAGGCAACAUUUUCCUGACUGCAUCAAAUGUAUUAUCGGAAUCCAUGAAGCAUCCAGUGCCUUACAAAGAAGAGAAUGAAUUCAACUUAGGACGAGCGCUAGAUCUGAGAUGUGUGAGUGGUGCUGGAUUCACGGUGUGUGGAGAAUGCGAGAGCUGCUUGCUCACUCGGAAGAUAAGAGAAUUUCGAGAAUGGUUUGCUCGGUUUGGAGAUCACUCGAAGAAACGUUUUAUGCUAGGACUGUUGAGACGAAUGAGAAGCAUUGACCUCUUGAAACAUUUUGUCUCUUUACUUCAACCAACCCUCAAUAAAGAUUGUACUUAUUCGAGGUCCAGGACAAACCCAAGCUUGGACACAGAUUCUGCUACAGUAAGUUCAGAUCGCGCCAUGAGUGGUCAGAAAGUGGAGCAAGUGACCAUAAGUACGUGGGAGUGGUUCACUCAGUCCUCCUACUGGACCAAGGCAAACUUCUCCCUCAACAUUCUACAAAUGUGCGAAGCCCACUUACUUCACACACUUCAUACGCAAGCCCGCACUCUUUUAGCGUCAGAAAUGAAGGCUGCAGAUGCCAAUACAGAGGAUGACAUUUAUGAGGCAGCCUCUGUCCUGUCCACGGAGCACUCCCACCACUCAGAGGAUCAUCCAGAGCUAGAGCUCCUGUCCCAGUCCCGCUUGGAGUACUGCCCCAUUGCUGAGAACCCAUUCACCGGACAGCAGAUCCAACUUCCAAAAUCCCGCAGCACUUUUUCUGGUGACCAAAGUCUUGAUUCUGAGUCUAUCUCAGACACUGCCAGCAGCUCAGUGGAUCCAAUGAUCCUGGUUAUGCCCCAGUCAGCAAAAGCGUACGCAGGUGUGGCCCGCCAUAAGGAUUUCAUACGUUGUCUCCCUGUACACUUAGCAAAGAUGAUUCUAAGUAUGCUGGACAUGGCAACGUUGUUCAAUGCUCUGUGUGUGAGCCCCAACUGGAGGAAGCUAGUGGAGGAGGUCAGGGUAGAGUUUAGGGUCAACCAACAGCUGAAAGAAGAGGUCAUGCUGAUGCAGAGAGGUGCUAUGUAUCGAGUUCCUGUACCUGCGUGUGAUCACGGGCUCGGCCGACGGUCGACUGAGGGUGUGGAACAUGGUCACCGGCCAGUGUUGUCGCAUCAUGCGCGGAAACUCACGCAGUGACCCCAUCCUCUCCGUCAUCGCCAUAGGGGACAGGAUCACCGUGAAUACCCUGAACAACCUGCUGGUGAUGAACUUCGAGAAGGUCACUUGGGACUACAGUCUGGAGACGGACAAGGUCCCACCCCUGGUGCAGUACGGCUCUUACAGCGACGCCCCCGUCCGGCAACAGCCCUACUCCUACAUCCGGGCGCAGCGUAUGCGCUUGGCGGGCGCCAGCAACUACAAGAUCGUGCACCACGACGAACCGCCGGCAGAAGCCAACACAAAGCUGGUGCUGCCCCAGCACAAGUACCGCGCGCUACAACUCCCACACAGCGCCAAGACGCUCAGCCAGCGCUCGCUGGAGGCCGCAAAACGAGCGCAGAGUGCGAGCUCCCGCCCCGACAUCUGCCCGUGGUCGCCAGAUAUGAUGUCAAUGAAUGACUCACCGCGGCAGGAGGUCAAGUACAGCUCGGCAGACAUGCAAGCUUUCCUUGCGCGAAAGAGCUCGCAGCCUCUCCCCCCACAGCAGCAACAGCACUCUACUGGCAAGGGAAAGCAACCGCGGAUAAAGUCUGCUCCGUCCCAGUACAGCGUCACCAUCAAGGAGCAGCCGGAUGAGGAAGAGAGCGAGGUGAACAAAGAGCUCAUUCCUCUGGCACGUCGAAUCUCUUGGGCGUUUGAGAAGCCUCUGGUGGGCCGGGACAAAGACAUCACGCUGUCAGAGAUGAAGGCUCUGCUGCGCUCACAGAUGCGCAUGAAGGUGGAGAGCCAGGUGCCGCCCGACUUCAUCUAUCUGACCAUCAGUACCAUACAGAAGUCCAUGGCGAGAUCAGAGACCAAUUACAACACCAAGGCAAACAUGCAGGACCUGAAGCCGGCAGCCGUGACCUUGAGGAAGAGGCCCAACUCAUCACCCAGUCGCAUUGACCCUCGCACUAAGGUGCCCGUGGAGGAGCUGGCCAUGGACAUGUUCAACUCGGAAGACGGCACAGUGUCUGAGAUGUCUGACCACCGGUCUGUGAGGUCACUGAAGACCAAAGAGCAGCCCAAGACACCCUGCGUGCCAGAGAAGGAAUGCUUCAGCACACUGUGUGCGGUCACGCCUGUGAUUGGUCCCCCACGACAAAGUCUCCAUCCCCGUUCUGUCAAGAGCACCGUACCCCCGGGCCGCAUCAUCCGACCCAUCUCCGCGGGACCGCUGGGCACAGAGAGGCUGAAUGGACAGCUUAGUCUCUUCCCAUCCCGACCAGUCACUGCUCCAGUCAACGCAGCUGUCAAGCUGAGGCCAACCAGUGUAAAAUCCAUCCCAGCCAGCAUUGCACCCAGUCUACCAGGGGCAGGCACCUUCUCCCAGAAGCCCCGCCCACAAGCGCUGGUCAGCUCCGCCUACUCCGAGGCUAGUGCCACGCCUAUGCUCAUGUACUCGAAAGAGGUUAAGGACAAAGCCAGUGAGCUAAAGGAGCAGCGUAAGAGCCGCCAGCCACCCAUGGAGUUAGGAGCUGACGGUCGGCCACUGGGCCGGGUCAGUGCCUACAACCAACCCAUGCGGGAUCACGCCACAUUCGAACUGAGAACCCACCACCAGGAGGAAGAGCAUGCAGCACAGAUACAGCAAAGCUAUGUGGACCAGAAGAAGAAACAAGAACGAGAAAGUGAGAGGAAAAAGAAAGCUGCUUGGAUUGCUAUGGCGACAGGCAAAGCUAAGGAAGUUGUUAAGCAAGGAAAGUCUGGAAAAUGUGUUGAUUCUCAGCUGAUAGAGUGAAGGUGAGGGAAGAAGGAAAUAUGACAAUGGUGGAAUUGAGUGGUUUACUACAUUACUACAUUAUUUAAGUGUGAUAUAAUGAAUUUGAGGUUUACUUUAUGCACAGUCCAAGAUGUUGCUGGAAUGGUUCGGUCAAUGACCCAAUGUUGAAUGACUGAAUGGUGCUUGGAGCUGUCUGUGUCAACUUAAACUUCAAGAACCACACAUAGUCUUUUUGAAGGGAGUUUAAACUCAAUAGCUGAAUGGCUAAAAAGGGGUCCUUUUUUGUUUAGUAAAAAGAAGUGCAUCAAAACAAUACCGGCAAUUUACUGCAAAGGAAAAAAAACAAGAUAAACAGACAGAAACAAAAGAGGGAUUGUGGAGAAGCAAGACCUGCUUGUGGCCCGCUCCAACCACCUACACAAAUAGCCACCUGUAGUCACAUCUUUGCAUUUUAUAAAAGCAUCCCUAGAUUCUACAUUAUAGAAUCUAUACUGUUACUUGCCUAGUUAGUGAAAUCCAAUGUUGUGGUACAACACAAUUGUGGUACAGGAACUUCACAGGACUUACAUUAUAAUUAUGAUAUUGACUGAGAGAAUUGUUGCAUUCAUCUAAAUGUUAUGAUCUUUGUAAGUUCCAAGAAACUGCUAGUUUUAACAAAAUAAACUGUUCAAAACUUUUGUAAAAUAAUUUCCUGUCAUUACUGUCAAUUCAUUCUAUGCCCAUAUUGAUAUUGAUUACAUCCUUUCCCUGUAACUCCUCCUCUUUGUCAUGAUCAUCAAAAGCACUGUGUUACUGUGUACAGAAGCACAUUUCCAAAGUGUUUGAUGUCCAAAACUAUCAUAGGC
Molecule: messenger RNA, 3903 nt
Organism: Aplysia californica (California sea hare)
Lineage: Eukaryota; Metazoa; Mollusca; Gastropoda; Aplysiida; Aplysiidae
Product: CMT1A duplicated region transcript 1 protein
Molecular function (GO): protein binding
Source: RefSeq, a predicted model, not a curated record